UCGUUCAGUCGUUUCUUCGCCGCUCAACCGUUCGGUCGCUUCUUCGGUCGCCCGCCUAUCGAUAUCGAUAAACGUAGGUGUGCCUGCAGUGCGCCUGUGUGCGUGUAUGUGUCAGCAGUGCAGUUUUCCUGUUUAUCCCUGAAUUCUGUGAGAAAUGUGAUAUAGAAACAGCAUUAGCGAACAACUAAACGCUUUGCGCAACCGAAAUUCAGCUGCUUAAAGGGACAUCGAAAGUGGUAGCUGCAAACAUUAUAGUUUGUUUAUAUCUGAUACUCCUGCGAGCAGAUACCAUUCGCACGAUGUCGUACUACGCGGAGCGAGCCCUGUCCCUACUCUACCCGCUGGCCAUCGUUUCAUCGCUGGUCUGCUGCAUCACCUCGGCGGUGGCCUGGACACACUGGCAGUACGUGCUCAAUGCCUGCCCGGACACCAAUUGCGGCUGCGUGCUGCACGGCAAGAGCACGUUCCACAGCUUCGAGGGCGGCAACGUCGCCUACUGCCACUUCGCCACCUACGGCCUGCUGCUGCCGCUGCUCUUCGCCGUCGUCCUGGGCGUCUACCACGGCUACCGCAUGUGCAUCGGUCGGGGCAAGCCCAAGGCGGGCACGGCCACCAUCCGUCAGCGCUCCGGUGACAUGAUCGUGGUGACCACCGAGUCGGAACUCACGCCCGAUGGUCUCUCGCCCUACUACUGGCUGCCCGCCACCGUCAUCUCGACAAUAAUGGCCGUCUACCAACUGGUCUACUCGGCCGUGUUCACGGAUGGCUUCGAGGUGACUUGCAAGCAGUACAGGGAGUCGCUGCUGAAGGAGAUCCAGGGCGUGGGCAACAUUGUGCCCGUGAUCAAGUCGCGGCUCUCGUGCGCCGCCGUCUUCGACUUCAUGGACUAUCUGGUGGAGAGCGUGUCGUACGAGCGGCGACGCUACGGGCGCAUCAAUACGGCCGCCUGCCUGUACUUCACCCUGGUCUUUGCCUGGAUCGCACUGCUCGCAUGGCUGCUCGUCUGCGUGAUCAAUGUCGUCCAGCUGCGGCGCACGAAGGCCGCCAGGGUCUGAGUCCUGCCAUGAAUCGGGAGGCGCGAGGUCCUCUACACUUUACAUUCCACCUGUUCGCCUUUUAACUUAUUUAGUUAGUUAUAGUGACACACAAGCCAGAACGUCCACGUUAUGAACGCAUUGUACAAAUAAUAUACAUAUGUAUGAACAACGAGCGAUUAUUCACAUCGCAAGCCUUUUCAAUAAAAUGACUAUAAUUGCAUUAAAGAUAUGCAUGCAUACAU
This is a messenger RNA of Drosophila melanogaster (fruit fly), 1279 nucleotides long. RefSeq lists its product as uncharacterized. The record is from RefSeq and is marked reviewed. The transcript has 4 exons. Bases 300 to 1055 code for a protein of 251 amino acids. NCBI's taxonomy places the organism in Eukaryota, Metazoa, Arthropoda, Insecta, Diptera, Drosophilidae.